Molecule: messenger RNA, 1269 nt
Organism: Mycotypha africana
Lineage: Eukaryota; Fungi; Mucoromycota; Mucoromycetes; Mucorales; Mycotyphaceae
Product: Per1-like-domain-containing protein
Exons: 2
Coding region: 73-1050 (325 amino acids)
Biological process (GO): GPI anchor biosynthetic process
Cellular component (GO): endoplasmic reticulum membrane
Molecular function (GO): hydrolase activity, acting on ester bonds
Source: RefSeq, a predicted model, not a curated record
UCUCUUUUUCAUUUUUACAUGCCCAUAAAACCGUAGAAAAAAACCGGAAAAAAAAAAGAGAGAGAAGAUACUAUGCAGAGGGCUUCUUAUUUAUUUUUAUCUUUAUUUAUCAUCUUAAACUAUUUAACUUGUCGCAGUUUUGCUUCUGAAGGGGAUGAUCAGCCUGCCUUCAAUCACUGUGUUGAUGAAUGUGUGCAACUAUCCUGUCCGGUAGAAUUAGACUUUUUUCUGAAAUUACUGAAAUGGAGCUGUUCGGAUAAUUGUAAAUAUACAUGUAUGCAAUCUCUCACAGACAAAGCACUUCAAGAAGGAACGCCUGUGUAUCAAUAUUACGGCAAAUGGCCGUUUUAUCGGUUUCUCGGCAUACAGGAGCCAGCCUCUGUUAUAUUUUCCAUUGGCAACGGUCUUGUUAAUCUAUAUUACUUUCAGCUUAUCCGCAAAAAAGCGCCUUCAACUUCUCAUUUGAGAGGAUUCUUGAUCCUUUACACCCUUCUAGGUAUGAACGCUUGGUUAUGGAGCACUAUUUUCCAUACUCGCGAUCGUAAAUUUACAGAGCUCAUGGAUUAUUUUUCAGCCGGUCUGCUUGUCCUUUACUCUCUGUUCUAUGCCAUCAUUCGAGUAUGCCGUGUACGCAAUUCCUUGGCAAUUAAAUGGCUGGGCACGGUUUUUGUUUGUCUGUAUGUUGCACACGUCGGUAAGCUGACGAUUGUCUCCUUUGACUAUACCUAUAACAUGUAUGCGAAUGUCAUUGUCGGAGCAUGUCAAAUUUUGGUCUGGUCUGGAUGGUAUAUAGUGCAAAUGCUGAAAAAGGGCAACAAUAAGUCCAUGUCCUAUGCCCGUUUGGGGAUCAUUUCGGGCCUCGGAGUUUCUCUGGCCGCGUCCCUUGAACUGUUUGACUUCCCGCCGAUUUGGAGGACGUUCGAUGCUCAUAGUUUAUGGCAUUUAUCAACCAUCCCUUUAACAGCGCUUUGGUAUAUGUUUUUAAUGGAAGAUCUAUGGCAUGAGGCCAAUCAUGAAAACACUUUUACAUCCUACAAGCUUCUACCUUAAUUUUUUAGAAUUUGAUUGUGCAUUUUUUAAAGCUAGAGUUCUAGUUUUACCGGCUAUUUUCAACGGCAUAAUUCAUUUCUUUUCAUAAAUGAUAAUAACAGACAAACUAGACAAAAUGACAUUUACAGCUAUUUAAACGACUUCAGUUUCAUUACUUAUUUAUUUAAAUCAAACAAUAUUGUAUAUUCAAGAAAUAAAAUGUAAAAUUAUUCAAAGGAG